AUAGGCGUCUGGGCGGAGACGCGCCCCUCCGACGGCUCCAGGACACCGCUCAGAGCACAGCUCUGGGGAAACCAUGGAACGUCCCGUGAGAGUGAGGAGUUGGGUGGAGGAGAACCGAGCCUCAUUCCUGCCCCCCGUCUGCAACAAGCUCCUGCAUCAGGAGCAACUCAAAGUCAUGUUCGUCGGAGGCCCCAACAUCAGGAAGGAUUACCACAUCGAGGAGGGUGAGGAGGUGUUUUAUCAGCUGGAGGGCGACAUGGUUCUCCAAGUCCUGGAGCGAGGGAAACACCGGGAUGUGGUCAUUCGGCAGGGAGAGAUAUUCCUCCUGCCUGCUGGGGUCCCCCACUCUCCACAGAGGUUUGCCAACACUGUGGGGUUGGUGAUUGAGCGGAGGCGGCUGAAAACCGAGCUAGAUGGACUCAGAUACUACGUGGGAGGCACCACGGAUGUCCUGUUUGAGAAGUGGUUCUACUGCGAGGACCUUGGCACACAGCUGGCCCCCAUCAUCCAGGAGUUCUUCAGCUCUGAACAGCACAAAACAGGAAAGCCCAUUCCUGACCAGCUACUCAAGAAACCACCAUUCCCCCUGAGUACACGAUCCGUCAUGGAGCCCAUGUGCCUGGAAGCCUGGCUGGAUGGCCACCGCAGGGAGCUGCAGGCAGGCACAUCCCUCAGCCUGUUUGGGGACAACUAUGAGACCCAGGUGAUCGUCCACGGACAAGGCAGCAGCAAAGGCCCGAAGCAGGAUGUGGACAUGUGGCUGUGGCAGCUGGAGGGCUCCUCCAUGGUGAUGAUGGAGGGCCAGCACCUGAGCCUGACCCCUGAUGACAGCCUCCUGGUGCCAGCCGGGACUGCGUAUGUCUGGGAGCGAGGGCAAGGCUCUGUGGCCCUAGCUGUGACCCAGGACCCCACUCGCAAGAAGCCCCUGGGGUGAUCAUCUUGCUGUGGGCCCAAAGCAGCCACAGCAUGUGCUGGAGUGCCACCCCUGCCAAGCUGCUCUCCCAGCCCCCACUGCUUCUAGGUGUACUGCUGCUGAGUCACUCAGCGUCCCCUGCCGCUGGGUCCUGGACACCACUGUCAUUAUUCUCCUCCCAUCCUCUUGGCCCAGACGCCAGGUUCCUGAGGGGCCAGUCGCUCCCCUUCUCCUCUAACAACCCUUAGCCCACCGCCCCACAGCUCUGCCAGGGGGUCUGCACCCUGAGGCUGGGCUGCCUCUCCAUCCUGCGUCCUCACAGGCUCCUUUCAGCACCUGUCUGCCACCAAGGCAGCUCUCAAUAAAGCCUUCCGGGUGGGCGAGCACCUGUGGGUCUGCACACACCCAAGCUGUGGUCGACAGCGGACCCCAUGUGUUUCUGCGACUGUGUGUUGUCUGGGGUGUCAGGGCACUGGGUGACUAUGGACAUGUAGAGAGUCUGGUUGGGGGUGUCCCUGUUUGGAGGGGCUCUCCUCACGGUGUGUAUGGCCCAAUCCACACAGGCUCCUCUGUUUGUCCUGGGGGCACAGCUGAUGUCAUCUCUCUGUCUCUUUCCCACUUACUCUUUUUACAUCAUGUUAAAAAAUAGCAUCUGUUAGGUUUUUCUCUCCCAAUAACGGGAGGGAUUUCUGCUAAUUGUAGAAAACAUAAAAACACAAAAUCCCCUA
Molecule: messenger RNA, 1641 nt
Organism: Rhinolophus ferrumequinum (greater horseshoe bat)
Lineage: Eukaryota; Metazoa; Chordata; Mammalia; Chiroptera; Rhinolophidae
Gene: HAAO
Product: 3-hydroxyanthranilate 3,4-dioxygenase
Exons: 10
Coding region: 74-934 (286 amino acids)
Biological process (GO): 'de novo' NAD+ biosynthetic process from L-tryptophan; quinolinate metabolic process
Cellular component (GO): cytoplasm
Molecular function (GO): iron ion binding; 3-hydroxyanthranilate 3,4-dioxygenase activity
Source: RefSeq, a predicted model, not a curated record